Molecule: messenger RNA, 2732 nt
Organism: Brassica oleracea var. oleracea
Lineage: Eukaryota; Viridiplantae; Streptophyta; Magnoliopsida; Brassicales; Brassicaceae
Product: cell division control protein 48 homolog A-like
Exons: 7
Coding region: 165-2597 (810 amino acids)
Biological process (GO): mitotic spindle disassembly; retrograde protein transport, ER to cytosol; autophagosome maturation
Cellular component (GO): VCP-NPL4-UFD1 AAA ATPase complex; cytosol; nucleus
Molecular function (GO): polyubiquitin modification-dependent protein binding; ATP binding; ATP hydrolysis activity
Source: RefSeq, a predicted model, not a curated record
CUUUUCCAACAAGAAACAUAGAGAGAUAUUAAUCUGCGACGAUCUCUCUUCUACUCUUUCAGAUCCCAUUCUCAUAAUCCCCAAAUCCAUCUCUCUCAGAGAUAACCCUAAAGCUCUCAACUUUCCGAGAGAACUCUCUCUCAAUCGCUAAUCUCGAUUCAAUCAUGUCGAACCCAGCUGAAUCUUCAGGCUCGAAAUCGAAGAAAGACUUCAGUACUGCUAUUCUGGAGAGGAAGAAGUCUCCUAACAGACUCGUCGUCGAUGAGGCCAUCAACGAUGAUAACUCCGUCGUUUCUCUCCACCCUGACACCAUGGAGAAGCUCCAGCUCUUCCGUGGCGACACCAUUCUCAUCAAGGGAAAGAAAAGGAAGGAUACUAUUUGCAUUGCUCUUGCUGAUGAGUCAUGUGAGGAGCCAAAGAUCAGGAUGAACAAAGUAGUCAGGUCUAACUUGAGGGUUAGGCUCGGAGAUGUUAUCUCUGUUCACCAGUGCCCUGAUGUCAAGUACGGACAGCGUGUGCAUAUCUUGCCUGUUGAUGAUACCGUUGAAGGGGUCACUGGAAACCUCUUUGAUGCUUACCUCAAACCUUAUUUCUUGGAGGCAUACCGCCCCGUGAGGAAGGGAGAUCUCUUCCUAGUCAGAGGAGGAAUGAGGAGUGUGGAGUUCAAGGUUAUAGAGACAGAUCCUGCUGAGUACUGUGUGGUGGCUCCGGACACUGAGAUUUUCUGUGAGGGUGAGCCAGUCAAGAGAGAGGACGAAGAAAGGCUAGAUGAAGUGGGUUACGAUGAUGUUGGUGGUGUCAGGAAGCAGAUGGCUCAGAUCAGGGAGCUUGUUGAGCUUCCCUUGAGGCACCCACAGCUGUUCAAGUCGAUUGGUGUUAAGCCACCGAAGGGAAUUCUUCUUUAUGGACCACCUGGGUCUGGAAAGACUCUGAUUGCUCGUGCGGUGGCUAACGAAACUGGUGCCUUUUUCUUCUGUAUCAAUGGUCCUGAGAUCAUGUCUAAGCUGGCUGGUGAGAGUGAGAGCAAUCUCAGGAAAGCGUUUGAGGAGGCUGAGAAGAACGCUCCUUCGAUUAUAUUUAUUGAUGAGAUUGACUCUAUUGCACCGAAAAGAGAGAAGACUAAUGGAGAGGUUGAGAGGAGGAUUGUGUCUCAGCUCCUUACGCUGAUGGAUGGGCUUAAAUCUCGUGCUCAUGUUAUUGUCAUGGGAGCAACCAAUCGCCCCAACAGUAUUGAUCCAGCUUUGAGAAGGUUUGGAAGAUUUGAUAGGGAGAUUGAUAUUGGAGUUCCUGACGAGAUUGGACGUCUUGAAGUUCUCAGGAUCCACACAAAGAACAUGAAGCUUGCUGAAGAUGUGGAUCUUGAGAGGAUCUCAAAGGACACACAUGGCUAUGUUGGUGCUGAUCUUGCAGCUCUGUGCACAGAAGCUGCCCUGCAGUGCAUCAGGGAGAAGAUGGAUGUUAUUGAUUUGGAAGAUGACUCCAUAGAUGCUGAAAUCCUCAAUUCCAUGGCAGUGACCAAUGAGCACUUCCACACUGCUCUCGGCAACAGCAACCCAUCUGCACUUCGUGAAACUGUUGUUGAGGUUCCUAAUGUUUCUUGGGAUGACAUUGGAGGUCUUGAGAAUGUCAAGAGAGAGCUCCAGGAGACUGUCCAAUACCCUGUGGAGCACCCAGAGAAGUUUGAGAAGUUCGGUAUGUCUCCGUCAAAGGGAGUCCUUUUCUACGGUCCUCCUGGAUGCGGUAAAACCCUUUUGGCCAAAGCUAUAGCCAACGAGUGCCAAGCCAACUUCAUCAGCGUCAAAGGUCCUGAGCUUCUCACCAUGUGGUUUGGUGAGAGUGAAGCCAACGUCCGUGAAAUCUUUGACAAGGCUCGUCAGUCUGCUCCAUGUGUUCUCUUCUUUGACGAGCUCGACUCCAUUGCCACUCAGAGAGGAGGUGGAGGCGGAGGUGAUGCCGGCGGCGCAGCGGACAGAGUCCUGAACCAGCUUUUGACCGAGAUGGAUGGGAUGAACGCUAAGAAGACCGUCUUCAUCAUCGGAGCGACCAACAGACCCGACAUUAUCGACUCUGCUCUUCUCCGUCCAGGAAGGCUCGACCAGCUCAUUUACAUUCCGCUCCCAGACGAGGAUUCACGUCUGAACAUCUUCAAGGCCUGCUUGAGGAAAUCACCUGUUGCUAAAGAUGUUGACAUCAACGCUCUGGCUAAGUACACGCAGGGGUUCAGUGGUGCUGAUAUCACUGAGAUUUGCCAGAGGGCUUGCAAAUACGCCAUUAGAGAAAACAUCGAGAAGGACAUUGAAAAGGAGAAGAGGAGGAGCGAGAACCCUGAGGCCAUGGAAGAAGAUGGAGUGGAUGAAGUGUCUGAGAUCAAAGCUGCACACUUUGAGGAGUCGAUGAAGUAUGCACGCAGGAGUGUGAGUGAUGCAGACAUCAGGAAGUACCAAGCGUUUGCUCAGACGCUGCAGCAGUCUAGAGGGUUUGGUUCUGAGUUCAGGUUCGAGACUAAUGCUGCUGGUUCAGGUGCAACCACUGGAGUCGCCGAUCCUUUUGCCACCUCGGCAGCUGCUGCUGCGGACGAUGAUGAUCUCUACAAUUAGUGUGAUCAAUUUUAUUAUCCUUUUUAUUUAAGUUUUCAAUCGGAUUCUCUCUACUUUCAACCUUAUGUUUCUUUAAAAAGUUAUCGGAAUUAUGUUCAUUGCUUUUAAUCAAUGUACCUGCUUCACUCUUGUUCA